Messenger RNA from Aricia agestis (brown argus), 983 nucleotides. RefSeq names its product peroxiredoxin-2-like. NCBI's taxonomy places the organism in Eukaryota, Metazoa, Arthropoda, Insecta, Lepidoptera, Lycaenidae. The transcript has 7 exons. Gene Ontology annotation, biological process: cell redox homeostasis; response to oxidative stress; cellular response to stress. Gene Ontology annotation, cellular component: mitochondrion; cytosol. Gene Ontology annotation, molecular function: thioredoxin peroxidase activity. Bases 148 to 831 code for a protein of 227 amino acids. The record is from RefSeq and is a predicted model, not a curated record.
GUGUCAAGGCCGAAGGCUAGCGCUGGUUUUGUUUUUUCUCUGAAAUUCUGGAAAUAAUUGUUAUUUCCUAGAUAACUUUAUAAGAUAAUAAAACAAUACUAAAUAGUAUUACUUACCAAAAGUAUAAACAAUAAUUAAAACCGCAAGAUGUCGUUUAUUGUUAAGCAGUGUCUUCGCCGGAUCCUCACUCCAGCAGUUUCUCUGGCUAAUAAAUCAUACUUUUCUACAACUAGUGCAGCGUUCGUUCCCAGAGUACAGAAGCCUGCACCAGACUUUUCCGCAACUGCAGUCGUUGAUGGAGAAUUCAAACCCAUGAAAUUGGCUGACUUCAACGGAAAAUAUGUUGUUCUUGUGUUUUAUCCUCUAGAUUUCACCUUUGUAUGUCCCACUGAGUUGAUUGCAUUCAGUGAACGUGCGAAAGAUUUUGCGAGCAUUGACUGUCAAGUCAUUGGGGUGUCAACUGACUCUGAAUUUAGUCACUUGGCUUGGAUAAAUACACCAAGAAAGGAUGGAGGUUUGGGCAAACUAAAUAUUCCGUUGCUAGCUGAUUACAAGAAAGAAAUCUCACAAAACUACGAUGUUUUGCUGGACAGUGGUUUUGCUUUAAGAGGACUAUUUAUUAUCGACAGAAAUGGCACCCUAAGACACAUGUCCAUAAAUGAUUUACCAGUUGGUCGAUCAGUCGAUGAGACUUUAAGAUUAGUCAAGGCUUUCCAGUUUGCUGACAAACAUGGUGAAGUGUGCCCGGCGAAUUGGAACCCAGAGAGCAAUUCGGACACCAUCAAACCUAACCCCAAGGACAGUAAGGAGUACUUUAGCAAAUCCAAGUGAUUUUUUUUUAAUGUGAUAGUGGCAAUUGGCAAAUAGUGUUUGACAACAUCCCUGGGCAUUUAAUUCUCAAUAUUCUAGAAUAUUCGAAUAUUUAAAAUGAGCUUUAUUGUUUGUUUUGUAAUAAAUAUUAGCAUAUGAACAAGAUAAUUGAA